GUCAAAGCUGGUACCCCCUUCGCCAAGAAGCUGAAUGGGAUGCCUUUGAGCCGGCUUUCGCCUAAGAUGCUGGGAGACCUCGGAUAUUUGCUGCAUGACCCUUACGAGGCAAGCCUGCGUCACAGCAUGCAGCAGGCUGAAGUGAUAUCCGCGGACAGACUGUCUGCGCUACGUCCACAGCAGGCAUACUUGCUGCCAUACUUCCGUCGCGAUUAUAAGAAGCUCGCACUGAAGCUGCAGCUAUCAGAGGCCCAGCCUCGUGCGGCCCACGCCGGAGUAGUCUCAACAAGGGAUCCGGCAACUGGUGCUCAGAUCUACUUGGCGGACCGAAUGAAAAGCCAGGGCCUGCUUCCAAGCGCUGAGCGCGCUGAUCCGCAUCCCCUGCGUCGCAUCGAGAAGGCAAACCCAGGAGAGUCUUGCACCAACAUGUGUGCGCGGAUUGGAAUGCACUGCGAAGACUUGGAGCUGGAGUUCAUCAACAGAUUCGGAAGAAGUCAGGAGAUACCGUGUUACGUGCACGACGCCAACAAAGACACGGGCAAGCAGUGUCUUGUCACGGACCGGGCUUUCUUUGCAUUGUCUGGUGCACCAGAUGGUCUGGCCCACGUGUUGCCUCGCGCUGCCUGCCAGAUGUUGAAGCCACAAAUGUUCAAGUCAGAUGAGUUGCACACGCAAUCGGAAUCACGGAAGCCUGCUAGCAGAGAGGGAUGCAGGCAUCGACCAAGCGGAUGGGCGCAGACAUUGAGCGAAGUAGUGCUUGAGAAGGAGGCCGUUGUAGCCCCAGAACGUGCACGAGAAGUAGUCUGGGAAGAGGCUGCAGACGCAGCGGUUGGUGCACUUGAAGAAGCAAAUGCGUCAACCAUUUUGAUGCCGAGUGGCGCCGGAGAGCUGCAAGUUGGCCUAAAAGUUCUUCAAAAGUUCCUAGCUAUCUCGCAGAGCUUGCCUUUCUUUCGUGCAGCAGUCGCUGUUCCAAACCCUUUAGUGCAAGAAGCAGGCCAACUCUACAGUGAGCACUUUCCAGGCAUCACCGUGCUCGACUUAUCAGAUAGCUUGGUGAGCAAGCGGGUGGUCAUACAAAGCCUGAAGUCGAAUAGCUCUGUUGUACUGCUCUGCCCUUACGGCCGCAUGAUGAAGUUGGGCUUGGCUCUGCUGGAGUCCAAGAUCAAAAAGCCUCUUGACAUCAUGACUUUCGCGACUGCACACAUCCUUCGGGCAGGGGGCUUUCAUGCGCUGGGUGCGCAGGAUGACCUUAUUCCUGCACGCAGACGCGUGUUCCUGUCCAGCAGGCAUCUUUUCGGAAUAGCUCCAGGGGCCCUCCUGGCUCCUGGUCAGGAGCCAGGCUUUCCCGAAGAGGCACCUCAAAGCAAGUUUGGCCCAGAGGUUUACCGCCUGACCCAUGAGGAUGCUGAGCAGCGAGGUAUGACCGUUCCAAUCGGCCUUCAGAUCAUUUCCUCCACUAACGUCACGGAUGUCGCGCAAGAGCUCGCAGACUUGCAUUCUGAGCUGGGGAUCCACUCGGUGCAUGUUGUGCCGGAGCAGCCUCGACUCACGGCAGUGCUUGCCAGGCUACUGGCGGAGAAGACGGAGGGCGAGUGCCUGGUCACCACAGGAAAUAACCUCUCGGAUCCAUCCGUGGAUGCCCUCCUGGUAGCAGGGACGGCGCCCAACUACGUCCACUUAGCACAGGAGUUUCCACGUUUGGCACGAUGGAGACAAGGCAAAGCCAAGGGUUCCAUUAUCGUGGCAGGUGCAGCAAAGAACCAUGCCUCUGCUGCAUGGAUGGCCUUUGCCAUAGAAGAUCAGCGAGCAGAGGAGGCCCUCCAGCAAACUUCCGUGGAGUUUGGCCGCAAGGACCGGCGUUUGAAAUGGGACGAGUUGCCCUUUGCGCUUCGAAGUCUGGUCAACAAGGGAAAUGCGCGGAGACAAGCUGAGAUUGCCAUUGCCCGUGGUGUGGAGACCUUGGGAGACCCGUGGGACAUGUGGCUGGGUCGGCUUCUGGCGUAUAAAGACCGGCACAACAACGUCAAUGUCCGAUUUCUUGCUACGCAGUUUGGACACGAACUGGGAGCAUGGGUGCAGAAGCAACGGGAGCAGUGGGAAAGCGGCGCAUUGAAGGACCGGAAGGUGGCACGCUUGAAAGGUCUCGGAGUCAUGCUAGACCCCGACUCCGAAACGUUUGCCCAAGGCUUGUCCGAGCUUCGGAUGUACGUGUCUCGACACCGGAAGCGUACCGUGCCUGCCUUCCAUGUCACCACCUCUGGCUUCAAGCUCGGUGAGUGGGUUCUGGACCAGCGGACGAAGCAGCGAAGAGGGAAAUUGAGCUUGCAGCGGCAGCAGCUGCUUAGGGAAGCUUUCUUCCUCUGGCAGCCUGCUGAGGCGCCUUCGUUUAUGUUCACACACCCGGAUGAUGAGGAGGCCGCAGAGAUCACCCGCGCAAUAGAGGCCGAACUGCGUGGCCAACGAUGGCAGCCCAUCUCCCAGAGAAGGACUAUCUUCCGCUCCUUUGUGCUGAGGCACCACCCAGACAUCUCUGACUCGAAGUACGCGAACGACGCGAUUAGAUUCCUGUCCGAGGUCAAAGACUGGUUCUUGGCAG
Symbiodinium pilosum is the source of this 2596-nucleotide messenger RNA. The record is from the annotation of a GenBank genome assembly. Lineage: Eukaryota; Dinophyceae; Suessiales; Symbiodiniaceae.